Messenger RNA from Penicillium canescens, 1749 nucleotides. RefSeq lists its product as uncharacterized. Gene Ontology annotation, biological process: carbohydrate metabolic process. The transcript is spliced from 2 exons. The coding region runs from base 1 to 1749 and encodes 582 amino acids. Gene Ontology annotation, molecular function: hydrolase activity, hydrolyzing O-glycosyl compounds. NCBI's taxonomy places the organism in Eukaryota, Fungi, Ascomycota, Eurotiomycetes, Eurotiales, Aspergillaceae. The record is from RefSeq and is a predicted model, not a curated record.
AUGGCCAUGGACUCACUCAAAUUUCUCUUCGCCCUGAUUGCGGUAGUCAAUGCGGCUUACAGCUUGGCUCCACACGCCCAGACGCGCCAUAACCCGGCCAUACCAGGAUGGCACAGCGACCCCAGUUGUAUCUUUGUCCCUGACAGAGGCAAUACCACCUUUUGCGCAUCGUCAACGUUCCUCCUAACGCCCGGAAUCCCAAUUUACGCCAGCAAAGAUCUCACAACUUGGAGACUAGCCAGCCACGCACUUUCCCGAGAAGCUCAAUACCCGGAGUUCAAUUUAUCCAUUCCCCAAACCGAUGGGAUCUGGGCUCCCACACUCAGAUAUCACAAGGGGGUGUUCUACGUUAUUGUCAUUUACAAGAAAAACAUUUCUGGAAAAAGCACCGGGCUGAUAUUUAACUCCACAAAUCCUUUCAGGGACAACGCUUGGAGUGUCCCCGUUCAGUAUCAAGCCGAGUCCAUUGAUCCAGACCUUUUCUGGGACGACGAUGGUACAUCAUAUGUUGCAACAGCUGGGACCAAUCUUCAGACAGUGGACGUUACAACUGGUGCCCUAGGGGAACCAAGGCGAAUCUGGAAUGGUAGCACUGGCAACUUUCUUGAGGGGCCCCAUCUUUACAAAAAGGAUGGCUUUUACUAUCUCCUGGCAGCAGAGGGCGGCUCGGGACUGAAUCACUCCGUUACGAUAGCACGGUCAAAGGGUCUCUGGGGCCCAUACCAAGGUUAUGAGAAGAAUCCUGUCUUGACAAACAGGAACACCUCGGAGUAUUUCCAGAACAUCGGGCAUGCGGAUCUGUUUCAAGAUGCGAAUGGCCAUUGGUGGUCUUCUGCUUUGACUUGGCGCUCUGGCCCAGAGGGGCAGACAUAUCCCAUGGGCCGGGAAAUGGCCUUGACACCUGUGGCCUGGAAGCAAGGAGACUGGCCCUCUUUUGCGCCCGUGCGUGGAAUUCAGGAAGGAUGGUAUCUUCCACCUUCAAAAGCUAUUCCUGGUGACGGACCUUUUGUAAAUGAUCCAGAUAUCGUUGAUUUUGAGCCCAACUCUACCCUCCCUCGCAAUUUUGCCUUCUGGCGUUGGCCUAACAAGAAGUCAUAUACCGUCUCGCCACCUAGUCAUCCUAGGACGCUCAGGCUGACACCAUCAAUGGCAAGCAUUACGUCUGGGUACAAGAAUUACACAGCCGGAUAUGACGGUACAGAUUUCACUCUCAUUAUGCGCCGACAGACAGAUACACUGUUUCAAUACAGUGUUGACGUUUCCUUCGCACCAACGGUAGAAAAUGAGGAAGUCGGGGUAACAGUGUUUCUCAACCAAGUCCAAAACAUCAAUCUUGGUAUCGCAAUGCUGCCCGCCAGUUCCACCAACAAAACAGACUCGACGCUGAAGCCUCACUUCCGUUUUCUGGUAUCUGGACUUGGGAGCAAUGAGAAGGAUAUACCAAGUCCUUUCGUUACAUCUGUGCCAAGUUCUUGGUCGCAAGGUCCUAUUCGCUUGAUCAUCCGUGCAGCAAAUGAAACCCAUUAUUCAUUCUUCGCUGCUUCAAGCUCUCGCCCAUGGGAUCUUUUGAGAUUAGGGCAGGCUCCUGCGACAAUUGUGAGUGGUGGAGUUGGACCGUUUACGGGCUCUUUGGUAGGGGUCUAUGCGACCACUAAUAAUGGAAAGGGAUCAACCAAGUCGUAUAUCUCCAGGUGGAGAUACUUCGGCCUUGCCCAGGAGAUUGGAAAUGGAGACCUCGUCCACUCUUAG